Messenger RNA from Lathyrus oleraceus (garden pea), 414 nucleotides. RefSeq lists its product as uncharacterized. NCBI's taxonomy places the organism in Eukaryota, Viridiplantae, Streptophyta, Magnoliopsida, Fabales, Fabaceae. The transcript has a single exon. The record is from RefSeq and is a predicted model, not a curated record. Bases 1 to 414 code for a protein of 137 amino acids.
AUGGCUGGGAGAAACGAUCGUGCUAUUGGUGAAGCUUUGGAAUCACUUGCUCAGGUGAUGGCUCAAAAUGCACAGAACAAUCAAAAUGGGGGAGCAGGAGGAGCUCCUGAUGAGUUUCACGCUUUAGGAAAAUUUCAGAGGAACAAUCCACCGGGUAUCAAGGGUAGCCAUGAUCCAGAAGGUGCACAAGCAUGGCUCAAAGUAACUAAGAAUAUCUUCCGAGUGAUGGCUUGCACUGAGGCUCAGAAGGUACAUUUUGGUACUCAUAUGUUGUCAGAUGAAGAUGAAGAUUGGUGGGAUAAGAUGCGACAGAGAUUAGAAGCAAUUGGUAUAGGGAUAACUUGGGUUAUGUUCAGAAAAGAAUUAUUGGAGAAGUAUUUCCCCGAGGACGUUCGUGGCAAGAAGGAGAUAUAG